AUGAAGCCAACAAGCAGCAUCCUUCUGGCUACUGCAGCUUUGAGUACUGCUCAGGUCAUCCAAAAUGGUAACGGCACCUACACUUGCGCUCUUGCAUCGGGUGCAUACUGUGUGUCGUCCUCUCUCGAGAGCAACAUGAUUAUUCGCUGCACCAAUGGUAUUGGCUAUGCCAGCAACUGCGAUGACCGUCUUGCAGACAAAGCUCCUCUGGGCUCAUCCUACUCGCCUUGCUGGCAGGCAUCUCCUCGUUCGGGCAACGCACAAUGCUCCAAGAACGGUAUCAUCUAUCCAGAUGGCAACAACACAACACCCUAUCCAGUGCCGAACUAUCAGACCAUCAGCGCCAGUAUCUCUAGCGCUGCCACAGCGACCACUGAGGCAACCAAGUGGCCAUACGUUGCCAAUUUCACCACAAUCACGACUACCUCUACAUCAACGAACACACACACUACGACUGUCUACAUUUCAGGCGUUCCCGAGGCUGCGUAUGCAAAUUAUACAGGCUACGGCAAUGCAACUCUGGAUGGAAACCUCGCACUCGCGACUGCUGCCACUUCAACCUCAUCAUCAGCACCAUACCUGCCAUACUUCCCAGCAGUCGUCCUGCCCACUUCUACGCAGUAUACUACAGACAUGGUCUACAGCUACACGACUAUCUGUCCAGCUGGCGCGACAGUCACCGAUUCUGCAGGCUCAGAAGCUGUUUUGGCGACUCCAUCAACCAUUACUUUGACAACCACGAGUCGCAGCAAAAUCACUGCUACUGCAGUUGUUUCGCUAAACUCACCUAUCUUUGCAUUCGAUAUUUCCAGUACUUCCACAACAACUGAGUACGCGCCUGUUGUGACCGCCAUCGCUGCUGCUCCGUACUCCUGGAGCAAUGAGACAUGGAGUAAUGCCACUACUCUGACUGUUGUCGGCACUGCUGCACCUGUACCUGUGGCAUCUUCCUCUUCCUACCGUCCAGUAUGGAAUCAAACUAUGGUCCCAUACACAGGAGCUGCAGGCAAGACUGGUGUUUCGUUCGCGGUAGCUUUGCUUGCUUUAGUGGCAUUGGUCUAG
Aureobasidium musti is the source of this 1062-nucleotide messenger RNA. NCBI's taxonomy places the organism in Eukaryota, Fungi, Ascomycota, Dothideomycetes, Dothideales, Saccotheciaceae. The record is from the annotation of a GenBank genome assembly.